UCAACGUGACACCAUGUUCGGCGUAUGAGAAUUCGUGUGAAGAUUCGCUCGCGUAUUCAUAGAAUAUAUAUCAGUGCAUGCGAGAGAUACGAACAUGUCCAGCAUGUCACUUGCUUUUGCUCUUGCUAGCUUAAGUUUAUCACUUUUGGCGUACAGUGUUUAGUAUGAUUGAAGAGUAAAUGGUGUGUAACGGUUAUACUUGCACCUGCAACCUUUUGUAAAUACCCGUUCUUUUGAAAUUUAUUACUUCAUAUUUUACUUUUUGUAACGUAAAUGCAGAGAUGCCUCAUUUUGUAAGCACUAAAGACGAAAUUGUGCAAAAUAUGGAGGAUAUCGCUUCUGAUUUUGCUUGCCUUAAAAUAUCUGCUUUGCAAAAAGCUUCUCGUAUAUCAGGUGAAGUGGAUAAAAUUACAAUUGGUCCCGAUUCAAUAGUGAAUGAAAGUGAAAGUGAAAGAUCAGAAAAUAUAGAAAAUGAACGGAAUUCUUGUAAUAUUACAGUUCCACAAAAAUCUGUCUGCCCACAGCAUAAAAUUUAUAUGCAAAGUGGUAUUACCUUCUCAGUUAAAAAGAUUCUCUUAGAAAGUGAAUAUCAAAGGAAAGAAGAAGUUCAGAAAAAAAUUGCAUGUCAUUGGCAACAUAUGAAAGAAAAUGGGAAAGUUAUACAGAAACGUAUGGCAAUGUCACGUUCACAUAUGGCUAAAGAACGUGAACGCAAAAAUAAGGAGAACUAUGCAUAUAUACUAGCAGAAGAAAGAAUGGCAGAACAGGAAGAAAUACGUAAAAGACAUGAACGACAGAAAGAAGUUGAAGAAUACAGAAAAGAAAUGAAAGAGAAAGAAGAAUUGACCAAAGAAAUAAUGAUUUUAAGAAAUAUAUACAACCAAAAAAAUAAUGAUUUUAAGAAAUAUGCAAUGGAACAUUGCAAUUGUAUGGAGCAUUGUAAAGACAAAAAUUCUUUUGCCAUAAUAUUAUCUUCUUAUGAUACAAAAUUAGAAGAGUUGCACCUCCAAUUGAAGUUUAUAGAUGAAAAAAUUAAGAUAGGUGAAAUAACACCCGCCGAUUUGAAUAUUAUGGUAAAACUGGUUCAACAAAUUGAUGAAAUGUUAAGUAUAUUUAAAUCAGAAAUAGAUAAAAUAAAUGUUCGGUGUGAGGUAAAUUCAACUGGAGCAGAAAAUACAGUACAUUCUCAUACAACACCAUUGUCAGAUUCACAACAGGCGUUUAGCAACAGUCAAGCAGUUCACGAGCCAGUUAUUUCAGAACAAACAAGUACUGAUAAUGAAGUACAAAAAUAUGAAGACGAAGAAAAAAGGGGAAAUGUGCAAACAGAGAACAUGAUUUCUACAAAUAUUUCACAAGAAACAUCUCUAAUUGUUAAUGUAGAACGAAAUGUAUCAACGACCGAAUCAGAUAAAGAUCAUUUGUAUAAAUAUGUCGAUAAAGAAUUGUUAGAAAUAUAUGUGAAUAAUAAAAAAUUUUUAGAAAAUUAUGUAAAAAUAUUUGAUGAGUUUUUACAAUCUCCAAGUAUGAAAAAAUUUAGAUUUGAAUGUCAAAAAGCAAUAAAUAUACCUGUAAAUGCAAUAUCUGGCAUUAGUCAACAACAUCUGACGGAUAAAUAUGAAAGAUUACAUAUUCUGCUUAUGGGGAAAUCUUGGCCAAAUGUUAAUGAACAUCCACAUGGGGCAGAUUUUUGUAAAAAUAUUCUAGCUAAAAAAUUAGUUAAUCAAGGUGAGACGCUUGUUUCAAGUAAACCAAAGAUGGCAUUUCCCAUCGCAGCUAUAAUCGUAGCUCUUUGGAGCGAUCAUUCCGAUUUCGGAGAUUUGCUUUUAUCACAUUUUUACAAUGUUUGUCCGUUUACGGUUCCUAUCUUUAUGCCAAGGAUGGUAGGACAAUCGGAUGAUGAUUAUUAUAAAUUAAUGGGUUAUAAAUAUGCUGAAGAUGGCACAAUUGAAAAGCAUGAUAAAUUUUUGAAAAGAAUGUCCGGUUUAAUGAGACUGUAUGCUUCUAUUACUAUCACGACUCAAAGGAAAGGAACUGCUAAAACUAAUCCACAUGGACUCCAAAAUGCAUGGCGAUGGUUGGCUGCUAUUUUAAAUUUUGAACCGCGAAAGGAAAUAUCAGAUCUUUGUGCAACUUUCUUAUUGGAUAUGCUUGAAGUUGCUGGAAAUACAUUAUGGAUUGCUUAUCCAAAACAAUUCCAUAAGUUGUUAAUUUUAUUGUCGGAAGAAUAUUAUCCACGCAUGAAAAAUGUAGGAUCUAUCGGCAGUGGUCCAUUGGUACGGCUUGAAGAAUUUUUGAGAAAUAGCUUAGCAAAAGGUUCUAUAUCUCCUCCUGAUGGUCAACUUCCUCCAAAUUUUUGGUGAUGAUAAUACCACUGAAUCAAUUUCUUUAAUUUCUAAUUAUAAAUUUCUGACUGUUAUCGAUACUCGUAAAACAUUAUCGGAUAUUGCAAGAAUUUUCUCGUGCAAAAAUAUUUUAAAGUAAUUUGUACAUAUGAAAGAUCAUUAUUUGAAUGUCAUAUUUAUUAAACUUUCAAUGUGUGAGGAAAGAAUGCAAAAAAAUGUAAAAAUAAUAAGUGAUGUAUGUAUAAUUA
This is a messenger RNA of Bombus huntii, 2593 nucleotides long. RefSeq names its product mRNA export factor GLE1 (gene Gle1). Gene Ontology annotation, molecular function: inositol hexakisphosphate binding; phospholipid binding; translation initiation factor binding. Gene Ontology annotation, biological process: regulation of translational termination; regulation of translational initiation; poly(A)+ mRNA export from nucleus. Lineage: Eukaryota; Metazoa; Arthropoda; Insecta; Hymenoptera; Apidae. The transcript has 9 exons. Gene Ontology annotation, cellular component: nuclear pore; nuclear pore cytoplasmic filaments; cytoplasm. Bases 282 to 2363 code for a protein of 693 amino acids. The record is from RefSeq and is a predicted model, not a curated record.